Molecule: messenger RNA, 1185 nt
Organism: Paramecium tetraurelia
Lineage: Eukaryota; Ciliophora; Oligohymenophorea; Peniculida; Parameciidae
Exons: 2
Biological process (GO): protein phosphorylation; regulation of cytokinesis; mitotic spindle organization
Cellular component (GO): spindle midzone; spindle pole centrosome; chromosome passenger complex
Molecular function (GO): ATP binding; protein kinase activity
Source: RefSeq, a predicted model, not a curated record
AUGAAUUCCUUAAUUUAAUAGCAUCGAUCCUCAUCGAGCAGACACCGCACCUUUUUGAAUAUCACCACUUCUCAACAACUGAGAGUGCAAUCUCCACUCGCUUAAAUGGAAAAUAGUUAAAUCAAUUAAAAAGAUCUCAUCCACAAAUUAGUUUAAACUCUGAGAUUGUAACCAACCCAAAGGAACAAGGAAAAUAAGAAUAGACAAUAAAAAGCAAGGUCCUAAUUGAAUUCUGGUUAAAAAUAAAGAGUCCUUGAAGAUCGACUCUAUAAAUUAGAAACUGCCAAUUCCCCUACUUUAGGUUCCUAAAACCGAAGAUUAUUUAACUAAACAUUACCACUUGCAGCCUAACCAAGAUAUAAGAACUUCAAGAUUUUGUAAUUUUUGGGCAAAGGGCGUUAUAGUAAUGUCCACUUAGCAAUUGAUGAGAACACUAAUUAUCAUGUGGCCUUAAAAAUUAUGAAGAAGACUUAGAUUCAAUCAAUGUCCCAAUCAAUUGCAUAGGAAAUUAAAAUUUAGUAUUUACUCAACCAUCCAAAUAUCGUUAAACUAUAUACAUUUUUUCAAAAUGCUGAUGAAAUCGUGUUAGUCUUGGAAUAUUGUCCCAAUGGCUAAAUACAUAAAAUACUCAAGGGUUUGCCUGAAUGUUGCUUUCCAGAAAAGUUGGCCUCAUCCUAUAUUCGAUAAAUCCUGAGUGCUUUGAUUUAUCUUCACAGAAAUGGCAUCAUCCACAGAGACCUAAAACCAGAGAAUAUUUUCUUAUGUUAUGUAUACUUCCUAUCCUAAAUUUAGAAUUAAAUCAAGAUUGCCGAUUUCACAUAUUCUGUAUAUUCACCUGAAGAUCAAAGGUAAACGCAAUGUGGAUCUUUAGCCUACUUGUCUCCUGAGAUUAUUCGGGGCGAGAACUACGAUAAGAGUACUGAUAUGUGGUCUCUUGGAGUAUUAGCUUACGAGUUAUGCUGUGGGGAAACACCCUGGGAAGACUUAAGGUAGGAUGAGAUGCAACAAAUGAUAUAGGAUGGCAUAAUCAAUAUGCCUGAUUCAUUUUCUUGUGAAUUAAAGGACUUUAUUACCAAACUAGUUACAUCUGAUUCGAAAAGCAGAAUGACAGCCAAACAAGCCAUGACUCACCCUUGGAUUUAACAAUAGGAGGAAUAGUUAACAUAAUACGAAUUCAAAAUUUGA